UGCAGCUUUGUUCAAAAUCCUUCAUUUAAAAAUCUAGUUUUCUCAGCUGAAAAACUCUUUACUUCUUGUAUCUCUUUCCUUGGGUAUUCAAGAAGAGUAGAUGUUCAAAUUCAGGGUAAAUAAUAGAUGGUUUGUUAGGUUUUUGGUGGAAUAAUAUGAGUGAUUUUGAGCGACAUGAGAACGGAGUCGCAUGUCUGUCCUCAACGAGUUCAAAAUCCACAGAAAGUCUAGAGGAAAAUAUACGCAAAAUACUGAAUGUUGUUGAUGGAAAAGGCCGUGUUCUUGUUGAUAGUAAUGACAUGGCCGAAGCAGCUCAACAACUCACCGUAGAUGCCAACGGCUUCCAUGAAUUUCUGUCUCAAAUACAAUACGAAAAUAACCCCAAAACAAGCGAUAAAAUGGCUAGUGGACAAUUUGCUUCACCCACGAGGAGAUCAAACAGUUGUCCUGAAGACCUAGCAAAGCAAAGCGAUUAUAAACAAAGGGAGAACGAGAAUAAAGGCAGCGAUAAAGGACCAAUUCGUGAGACUUGGGAGAUGGAUAGUGGUACUCAUGAUCUGGGCAACUACGAACCAGCUUUACAACAACUCAUGUCUGCUGCAACUGGUAAAGGACAAUCUAGAUCCUCUAACUUCUUAGAAUUAGCGAAUACGCUUCAUCUUGCUGCUCUAGCAUCUCUGAAAAAUGAAAUCGUUGACGUUUCUGGAAAACUACAACAAGUGACAGAAGAAAGAGAUUCCAUCAAGACGAACAUAGAAUUCACAAAUGAAGAACGUAAAGAACUGAUACGUGACUAUGAAGAAAGACUCUUGUCUCAAGCUCAGCAGAGUGAGGAACAGAUCACUGAAUUACAAAGCGUUAUUGCUGAACUGAACAAGAAGUUAGCCAAUGCAUCAGCCAAUAAGAUAGAAGAACUGGAAGAAGUGGAAUCACAGACGUCUGAGCAUGGUUCUCGCAGCUCAGAGAGUCUAGAAUCUCUUGAAGAUGAAGAUGAAGUAGACGAUGAACUGUCUAAAGUUGUUGGUGACUUGGAGUUUGCCAUCGAGAGAGAGAAACCAGAACCAAAAGACAACAAGAAAGAUAAAGAGCCCAUCAAAGUGACGGUGAAGGUGACUGACGAUAAAUCUAAUAAUGUAAUAGAAGUGAGUAAAGCAGUGGGUAGCCGUGCGUCUACUGACAAUAAAUCACAGGAAUGUAACCAGUUGAUGGAAAAAGCACGACUGCUGAGGGAACAGUGCGUGGAACUCGAGAAGAAAAAACAAGUUUUGGAGCGUCAGCUUCAACAAGCAAGCCUACGAGAGUAUGUCGCAAGGAAGAAGUCCUCGAGUAUCGGUAGCGAAGGACAAUCACAGGAUGCGCAGACUCCAUGUAAUGAAUGUGCAGGUCUGCGCACCAAGCUCAACCAAACCACACAAGAACUAGAGACAUCGAGGCAGGAGAUUAGCAGCUUUAGAGAAGAACGAGACAAGUUAAGGAAACGAAUUCUCGAAAUGCAAGAUCAUCUCAAAGCUCUUCACCAAAAAACGAUAAACUUUGAAACCAGGUCUCGUUCAUCGAGCUUCCACGAACCGGGCUCCAAGUCACCACGGCAACCGAGAGCAAAUCCUCCCCAACCAGGGGAUCCCAGGGGACCCCACACAGGCAGUCGGUCGUUUCCUCGUCAGACGAGUUAUAGCAGCAAUGCUUCUGAUGUGUCUAGUCGUGAUGGCUUCUUGGCGGCGUCACCUCGUACAGCAAGACGAUCAAGCAUCGAGAACCUCAACAACUCCAUGUCUAAAAGUCGUUCUCCCUCUACCCCCCGGCGAUCUGUUACACUACCCGGUAACUACACGAGACGUGCUAGUGGUAGUAGUAUGUCGGGGCAAGGGUUACCAGACAGCCCCACUAUGACCCCCAGGGGAAGUGUCCAGUCUGUCGCGUCGAGUCAGUCGUUUUGGAGAGGGGCUGGCACUAGUGAUUUAGGAUCGUCGCAAGGUUCGUCUUCACAGGAGAUAACAGUGAUAGCGAGACCUGUGGAUGAUACCAUGGAUACAAGGACUAGUGGUGAUCACUGUAUUAGAUCUUUGAGUCAACUACCAGAGUUCGCUAAUGGUCGCUUACCUAACGAGCUCCUACGGUCACUGCGCAGCUGCAGGAACUUACAAGAUGUCUACAAAGUGUUGUUUAGUUACUGUGAUGAUCAAGCGGACAAGAAGCUCAAGGAAUAUGAACUAGAAAUAGAGAGAUUAAACUGUACCGUUGAACAUUUACAGUCACAGAUCAACGUCUUGUGUCUGUCACUGGAGGAGAGUCGUGAAAACGCUGAAAAAAUGUGUGUUUUGAUGGGCAAAUAUGAAUCUAACAGCACUGCUUCUCAGCUCUCGUUAACCUUCUGUGACAAGGUUAUCGAAACGUAUGAAGUAUUACUACAGCUUUCCGAGUCAGAACAGUCUUGUUUAUUAGCUAAUUGUAAAGCUGCUGGUGUGAAAACCGGUUUAAAUUCGUCAUACCGGUUAUUAUAUCCAGAAAAUUYGAUAAAGGAUGAUCAGUCUGAUGACGUAGACGCGUGUCUUGUGCGCAGGCGCACGGCAGAAACAGAAGCGCGUUCUCUUUUACAAAAACUUGACAAAGAUUUAGAAGAACAAUACAUCAAGGAGCAGCCUUGGGAAUCCGUGUCGUCCCGCAGUAGAACAAGUUCGGGAUCCUCGAACGAGAACAUGGAGUUCACGCGCGAGGAGGAAACAAGGCUAAAGAGUUAUAUUCAACAGUUGAAAUCUGAACGAUUAACAGUAGGAUCAACGGUAUUGGAACUGCAAGGUGUUCAUGAUGUACCAGAACCACAAAAAAUAGAUUCACUAGACCCUAAACUAGACCUGGAGAAUGCUGUCUUGAUGCAGGAAUUAAUGGCACUCAAGGAGGAGAAGGCGGAACUCAAAGCUAAGAAUUAUUUAAUUGAAAAAGAAAAGAAAGCUCUUGAACUGAAAAUCAACUCGCGUGAGGCACAYGAACAGGCGUAUCUACUGCAGAUUGAACAACUCAAGUCUGAGAUAAGAGAAGAAUUGAAAAAAAGACGAAGAAUAGAAAAAGAAAGAGAUGCUGGGAAUAAGGAUGGUAACCUAUCUUCCGGUAAUCAAUCCAGCUCUGGUUCAGGAUCAGGUAACUUGUCAGACAUCCGUAUCAGUGAUGAUGACUUACCAACAGAUCUACACGAGGCAGCAAUUCGUGAGAAGAAGCUUCGCGCUCGUAUUAAAGAGCUGAUGGAGGCGCUCGAGAGCCUGUCGAAAAACUCCGAAACCAGACACACUCAGACAGCGGAGUACGUGAGUGACUUGAAGAGAGCGAACGGAGCGCUGGUCGCUGCUUACGAGAAAGCAAAGAAGAAACAUGCUGCGAGGCUACGAAAAUUGGAACAGCAAAUGAUGUGUGUUGUGGAACGACAUGACGCGCAGGUUCGAACCCUAAAAGAAAGAAUCUCAUUACUAGAAGAAGAAGUGUCGAGUAGACAGAAUGAAACUGCUCUAUAAGAUAACGAUGAUGGAAACGACGUUGUAAAAGGGUGUGGUUUAUCCCUACCUCUUGCUCCGCCCAACUGUUUUGACAGUUAAAAAGAAUCGCUAGUAUUUCGUCCACAAGGAAAGAAAGGACCAAGGACUUGCAAUUUUUGAAUUACGAACGGGUUGUCAAGACAUUCAUCUUAAGGUUCUAAGGUGAACGUUUCUUGGAAAUACGCCGGUGUUGUGGAAGCACGGGUUAAUCGAAGUCAGUAGUGAUCACAAUAAGCCUGUGAAGAAACAUCGACAAACAAGGAAAAGGAAACGGUUUUCUGUUUAACAUAGACGAUCUUGUUCUACGGGGUUAUUUGAUCUACCUAACCUGAGCCUGCAGUCCUUUUGUUCUGCGGUUGGUAAGGAAACAAUCUGAAUGAAAGAGAUUAACCAAUGAUAUUAACCCGCUUUUUCUGUUUCCCUUUUACGAUCUUGUCCAAUCAAAAAGAUGAAAGUUGAUGCUUUUCAAAAUCCUUUAUCUUAUGACGUCGAUCGCUGACCUAAAGGAAUGCAUGCUCAGCUACACGAAGGGUUCAAACGAUAGUCAACAGUCAGUUGUACAAUCGAAUCAAUUAUUGUAUUGCAGACAUUGCUCACUAGUGAGUAGUACUUUGUUUGUACGGACCCAUUCCUCCGCCCACACCGGACAAAAAAUACCUCGGAAGAAUGGGGAAUAUAAGGAUGUUUUCAAUCAGUCAAACCAUUCUAUCUUUAAAAUAUACCUUGCUCUGAUUGGUCGGCUAUUCGUCCAAUCAAAACAUGUGUGAUUGACGUCACAAACAAUGAAACGAAUCAAUUUUUGAAGGAGAACUUCAAAUCACUUCUCAUCACUAGAUUUCUGUUCUUAUGUUUCACAGGGAAAGUCACUUGCGCUUCAUGUGGUUUCAUGGGUUUUGAAGGGAUCCCAAACGAGUUUAAGUUAAUAACAUUUCUUAUCAAAAAUUUUGCAUGCGAAUUAUUAUUUUUUACGCUUAAAAUGCUAUGAAUUAAAUUGAAAGUCAAUAAAGUCUUGUGUAAAGAAAGCAAAACGAAAUAAAAGCUGAAAAAGUAACUAUCA
Molecule: messenger RNA, 4581 nt
Organism: Actinia tenebrosa (Australian red waratah sea anemone)
Lineage: Eukaryota; Metazoa; Cnidaria; Anthozoa; Actiniaria; Actiniidae
Source: RefSeq, a predicted model, not a curated record